This is a messenger RNA of Pongo pygmaeus (Bornean orangutan), 4291 nucleotides long. RefSeq names its product leucyl-tRNA synthetase 2, mitochondrial (gene LARS2). Gene Ontology annotation, biological process: mitochondrial translation; leucyl-tRNA aminoacylation. Gene Ontology annotation, molecular function: leucine-tRNA ligase activity; aminoacyl-tRNA deacylase activity; ATP binding. Bases 270 to 2981 code for a protein of 903 amino acids. The record is from RefSeq and is a predicted model, not a curated record. Lineage: Eukaryota; Metazoa; Chordata; Mammalia; Primates; Hominidae. Gene Ontology annotation, cellular component: mitochondrion. The transcript is spliced from 22 exons.
GGACUGGGUUGCUCUCCUUCCUUCGCCGGUCCCGCCCCCGUCUGUCUGUGUCGACGGCGGACGCUAUCGAUAAAGUUGUUGUUUUGACAACAUGGCGGCGCCCAUGAUCCGUGGCCCGGCAGUGCUCGCCUGAAGGUGGAAAACGAGGAGUAGAGGAGCCGCAGGCCAGAGCCUGUGAGCAGAUCCAGACCUACAGAUAAAAAACAUUAUUUAAUCUAUCUGGGAUUUACUCCAGCUUAUGAGUUGAGGGCCUUCUCACCUUCUGAAGAAUGGCUUCUGUUUGGCAGAGAUUGGGUUUUUAUGCCUCUCUUCUGAAAAGACAGCUAAAUGGUGGGCCAGAUGUCAUCAAGUGGGAAAGGAGAGUAAUUCCCGGAUGUACCAGAAGCAUCUACAGUGCCACGGGAAAGUGGACAAAAGAGUAUACAUUGCAGACAAGAAAGGAUGUUGAGAAAUGGUGGCAUCAACGAAUAAAAGAGCAGGCCUCCAAAAUUUCAGAAGCUGAUAAAUCAAAGCCAAAAUUUUAUGUGCUUUCCAUGUUCCCUUAUCCUUCUGGUAAGCUGCACAUGGGCCAUGUGCGUGUCUACACCAUCAGCGACACCAUAGCACGGUUCCAGAAGAUGAGAGGGAUGCAGGUCAUCAACCCCAUGGGAUGGGAUGCUUUUGGAUUGCCUGCUGAAAAUGCCGCAGUCGAGAGGAAUCUACAUCCAGAAAGUUGGACACAAAGUAAUAUUAAACACAUGAGGAAACAGCUUGAUCGGCUGGGCCUGUGUUUCAGCUGGGAUAGGGAAAUAACUACGUGUUUGCCAGAUUACUACAAGUGGACUCAGUAUCUCUUUAUUAAACUGUAUGAGGCUGGGCUGGCCUAUCAAAAGGAGGCCCUGGUUAACUGGGACCCAGUGGAUCAAACAGUGCUUGCCAAUGAGCAGGUGGAUGAACAUGGCUGUUCAUGGCGUUCUGGAGCAAAGGUGGAACAGAAGUACCUCAGACAAUGGUUUAUUAAGACAACCGCUUAUGCAAAGGCCAUGCAGGACGCGUUGGCAGACCUUCCAGAAUGGUAUGGAAUAAAAGGCAUGCAAGCCCACUGGAUCGGGGACUGUGUGGGCUGCCACCUGGACUUCACAUUAAAGGUUCAUGGGCAAGCCACGGGAGAAAAGCUGACUGCCUAUACGGCCACCCCUGAAGCCAUUUAUGGCACCUCCCACGUGGCCAUCUCGCCCAGCCACAGACUCCUACACGGGCACAGCUCUCUGAAGGAAGCCUUGAGGAUGGCCCUUGUCCCUGGCAAAGAUUGCCUCACGCCCGUGAUGGCUGUGAACAUGCUCACCCAGCAGGAGGUCCCUGUCGUUAUUUUGGCCAAAGCUGACUUGGAAGGCUCUCUGGAUUCAAAAAUAGGAAUUCCCAGUACUAGCUCAGAGGACACCAUCUUAGCCCAAACCCUGGGCCUGGCCUACUCUGAAGUCAUUGAAACUUUGCCAGAUGGCACAGAGAGACUAAGCAGCUCUGCUGAGUUCACAGGUAUGACCCGGCAGGAUGCUUUUCUAGCCCUGACUCAGAAAGCCCGGGGGAAGAGAGUGGGUGGAGACGUGACAAGUGAUAAACUGAAAGACUGGUUGAUUUCGCGGCAGCGGUACUGGGGCACACCAAUCCCCAUUGUCCACUGCCCAGUCUGCGGCCCCACACCUGUACCCCUGGAGGACUUGCCCGUGACCCUGCCCAACAUUGCGUCUUUCACUGGCAAGGGAGGCUCUCCACUGGCCAUGGCUUCAGAGUGGGUGAACUGCUCCUGCCCGAGGUGCAAGGGAGCAGCCAAGAGAGAGACAGACACGAUGGACACCUUUGUUGAUUCUGCUUGGUACUACUUCAGAUACACUGACCCUCACAAUCCACACAGCCCUUUUAACACAGCAGUGGCCGAUUACUGGAUGCCUGUGGAUUUGUACAUUGGAGGAAAAGAACAUGCCGUCAUGCACUUGUUCUAUGCAAGAUUCUUUAGUCAUUUUUGCCAUGAUCAAAAAAUGGUUAAACAUAGGGAGCCUUUUCAUAAGCUGCUGGCCCAAGGCCUUAUCAAGGGGCAGACAUUCCGCCUACCAUCUGGACAGUAUCUACAGAGAGAGGAAGUGGAUCUCACAGGUUCCGUUCCUGUUCAUGCGAAAACGAAAGAGAAGUUAGAGGUGACGUGGGAAAAGAUGAGUAAGUCCAAACACAAUGGGGUGGACCCAGAGGAAGUUGUGGAGCAGUAUGGGAUCGACACGAUUCGGCUCUACAUCCUUUUUGCCGCCCCUCCUGAGAAGGAUAUCUUGUGGGAUGUGAAAACUGAUGCUCUCCCUGGGGUGCUGAGAUGGCAACAACGACUGUGGACCUUGACAACUCGGUUUAUUGAGGCCAGGGCUUCUGGGAAGUCUCCCCAGCCUCAGCUGCUGAGUAACAAGGAGAAAGCUGAGGCCAGGAAGCUCUGGGAGUACAAGAACUCCGUCAUCUCUCAGGUGACCACCCAUUUCACAGAGGACUUCUCACUGAAUUCUGCAAUUUCUCAGCUGAUGGGACUCAGUGGUGCCCUCUCGCAAGCCUCUCAGAGUGUCAUUCUCCACAGCCCCGAAUUUGAGGAUGCUCUGUGUGCCCUGAUGGUGAUGGCUGCUCCAAUGGCCCCUCACGUAACCUCAGAGAUCUGGGCAGGCCUGGCGCUGGUGCCGAGGAAGCUCUGUGCCCACUACACCUGGGACGUCAGUGUGCUGCUCCAGGCAUGGCCUGCCGUGGACCCGGAGUUCCUGCAGGAGCCUGAGGUCGUCCAGAUGGCAGUUCUGAUCAACAAUAAAGCUUGUGGCAAAAUUCCUGUGCCCCAACAAGUUGCCCGGGACCAGGACAAAGUCCACGAAUUUGUUCUUCAAAGCGAGCUGGGUGUCAGGCUUUUGCAAGGGCGAAGCAUCAAGAAGUCCUUCCUUUCCCCGAGAACUGCCCUCAUCAACUUCCUGGUGCAAGAUUGACAGCCAGGAGGCUGCAGCUACCACAAGGGCCUCUGAGGAACCUCCUUCCAGGCCUGGGAUGAGGGGGCGAUGUCUGCUGGCCCAGGGGAAGGGAAAAGACAAAUGUCUUGACUGUUGACGUCGGUCCUGUGACAGACUGCAGUCAACAGUGUGCCUCUGUAGUGUGGCCUGGUGCUGGGGCGAAGGUGAGCUGGGCAAAGGAGAAAUAUGAGCUACUGAGGAGGGGGUCAGACAGCCUGCCCCUCACCCCCCACCCACACUACAGGUGGAGGAGGCCAUCUGAUCCUAUGGGAAGCCAUCAGAGACACUGCUGGUGGGACAGGAAGAAGCACAGUGCCCCUCGAGCAGCCAGGAAGCCUGCGGAUCUGGGAAAUGGCUCUGCCUUAGGUGCUCCUGGGGAAUUUGAGGCCAGCCUGAGGAACUGCAGGACUCAGCUGCAGUGUGCCAGCCACUUGGAACUGCUAACUGAGCCUCCAGAUGGUGGUGAAUGGUCUCUUUGCCUUCAGGCUGGAUGAGGAAGUCAUUUAGGAAAUGUUCAAAUAACCAAUAUGUGGAAAUGGACACAGGGAAUUUCUGAAGUUGCUUUGAAUCAAAAGGCAGGCAGUGCUGGUUCCUCUGCCUGUGUCCCCACCACUCCCCAGCUCUGUCAUGCAGGCCUGUCCUUCCCAACCCCAGUUGGACGUGCCUCCCAGGCCUGCUGUGGUUCUGACACACAGGAUCCCAGGCAAGGCACCACUUCCUCACAUGAAUGAGGAGCAGCAAGUCAUGACCACUCCCUUGGGUAUACAAUUUGCUGUGUAGUGAAGUGGAACCAGGCUCCAGGCUGCUGUUCCCCAACCUCAGAGCCCCACCGCAGCCCACUAGGGAUGCAGCAGGCCCCAGAGGGCUCAUGUGGGCCCCAGAUGGCAAUGCCACCAUUGUUGAUUUGACCCCAGAGCCAGUUAUUAGGAAGAACAAGCUCACCACAGAGGAGUGGAACUGAGGCCCCCCAGGUGUUGCCUCCGGUGUCCAAGCCACAGCAGUCUGGCUGUUGGGAAGAUGGCCAGGAAUGGACUCAUGUCAUUGGCACAUUAGGCUAAUCCUGGUUUUAUGUGAAGUCAGCAAUUAAGUGUUCCCACUAGAACUGGCCUAAGCCACUGAUUAAUAUUUAAUGAGGGAAGGUAGGGGAGAAUCUAGCCAUUUUGUAAUGCCAGAAAUCUAUAUAUGUUAUCUGAUGCCAUUUUUCUGAAGUAGCCUCACAUGUGGUCCCCCUGCAGUUCAGCAGUUAACAGAUGACUUUUUUAGUGUAAUAAAAUGUUUAUCAUCUAUGA